AUGGCUUUGACCUCUAGUGCUAGUAGUUCAUCUAAAAGAAUGGAUAUAAGUUUUGGUUCAAAUGAUUCAUUUUCUAGAAAUAAAUCAAAAUGCUAUAAGAAAAAUUCUAAGGAUAGUUAUACUUGGUUAUUUUUUGACCUUUUUGAAUAUGAAAAUGACGAUAAGAUAGUGACAAAAGUUCGAUGUUCAAUCAAAGGUUGUAAAAUCUCUGAUGAAUUUAUGAUAUAUGAUUCUACAUUAAAUAUGAUUAAAAUAGGUGAGUAUAAAACUGCUAGUAACAUUGUUAGUACAAUUGAACCUGUAUUAGAAGAAUUUGGCAUUACACUAAAAAGGCUAACAAAACUUGAAAGGUCAAUUAGGUGGUUAGUCAAUGAUCUUGAAAAUUCUACAAAUAUUGAGCAUCAACAUGAUGGCACUACAGAGUUUCUUUCUGAUUCUAAUUAUGCUACUUUAAGUAUUAUGGUACCAACAAGAGAAGAGUUAAUUCAUCAUUUGAAUAAUAUGAAUAGUGAAUCUGGUAUUAUAAAUGAA
Molecule: messenger RNA, 531 nt
Organism: Racocetra persica
Lineage: Eukaryota; Fungi; Glomeromycota; Glomeromycetes; Diversisporales; Gigasporaceae
Source: the annotation of a GenBank genome assembly